Molecule: messenger RNA, 3985 nt
Organism: Brienomyrus brachyistius
Lineage: Eukaryota; Metazoa; Chordata; Actinopteri; Osteoglossiformes; Mormyridae
Gene: slc40a1
Product: solute carrier family 40 member 1
Exons: 8
Coding region: 286-2004 (572 amino acids)
Biological process (GO): iron ion transmembrane transport
Cellular component (GO): basolateral plasma membrane
Molecular function (GO): iron ion transmembrane transporter activity; peptide hormone binding
Source: RefSeq, a predicted model, not a curated record
AAACCCCCACCAGGCGUAAAUACCGCUGACAGUGUAGUCGGGCCGGGGAGCGUAGACCUGCGCGAGCAGGGAUUUUAUUACUUUGCGUUCAGAUCAAAAAGUCCUUUUUCCAAUAAAUAUUGCUUUCCAACUUCAGCUACAGUGAUAGCUAAGUUUGGAAAGGAGGAAAAGGUCUUUUUAGUUUUUUAUUUGCAGAAAACAUUAUCAGUGCUUGCACGCUCGCUGCGAAAAACUGCCGUCAGAUAAAUAAGGAAACAAUAUUCAUAAGCUUAUUAUUUUAAAAAUAUGGAAAACACUGGAUCAAAGAAAUGCAGUUAUGAAUCAGCUGCCAAAUUUUUUACUUCGGCGAAGUUUCUUAUUUACCUCGGACACGCUCUUUCCACAUGGGGGGACCGUAUGUGGAACUUUGCCGUGGCUGUCCUCUUGGUUGAGCUGUACGGUAACAGCCUGCUUCUCACGGCCGUCUACGGCCUGGUUGUGGCUGGAUCCGUAUUGCUGCUUGGAGCCAUUAUCGGUGACUGGGUGGACAAGAACCCCAGACUCAAAGUUGCCCAGACUUCUCUUAUCGUCCAGAACUCUUCCGUAAUUCUGUGCGGCAUUCUCUUGAUGGUGGUGUUCCAGUUUAAAGAAGAUCUCAGACAAAUGUACCAUGGCUGGCUGCUUACAGUGUGCUAUAUCAUGGUCAUCACCAUUGCCAACAUCGCUAACCUGGCCAGCACGGCCAUGUCCAUCACGAUCCAGAGAGACUGGGUGGUGGUGGUGGCCGGUGAGGACCGGAGCAGACUGGCAGACAUGAAUGCCACAGUGAGGAUCAUCGACCAGCUGACCAACAUCCUGGCCCCCAUGGUUGUGGGACAGAUUAUGGCGUUUGGGUCCCAUUUCAUCGGCUGUGGGUUCAUCUCUGGUUGGAACCUCUGCUCCAUGUGCCUUGAAUACACUCUGCUCUGGAAGGUCUACCAGAAGACCCCAGCGCUGGCUGUGAAGGGGGGGCAUAAAGAAGAGGCUCAGGAACUUAAACACCUUCAGGACCAGCAAGAUCCUCUCAGUGAGCAGAAGCCAUCCGAGGGCUCGCAGCUGAUGACUGAGGCAGCUGCGGUUGAGAAGGAUCCCACAAAGAAAGCUGGCUGCUUCUACCAGAUGUCAGAGCCCUUCCGCACUUUCAGAGAUGGCUGGGUCGCCUACUACAACCAGUCCAUCUUCUUCGCCGGCAUGUCCCUGGCGUUCCUCUACAUGACAGUCCUGGGCUUCGACUGCAUUACUACCGGCUACGCCUACACCCAGGGGCUGAAUGGCUCCAUUCUCAGCCUGCUGAUGGGGGCCUCCGCCAUCUCCGGGAUCUUCGGCACGGUGGCUUUCACCUGGAUCCGGAAGUGGUGCGGCCUGAUCCGCACAGGCUUCAUCUCGGGCUUGGCCCAGCUCUCCUGCCUCCUGCUCUGCGUGGUCUCCGUGUUCGUGCCGGGAAGCCCCCUCGACCUGACAGUCUCACCCUUCCAGGAGAUGGUCCGCCAACUCAUGGGGGACGGGGGUGUCUUGCCUGAGGCUAACCCCACCCCGCUGGCCAUGCUCUCCACCAGCAUGCAGAGCCUGACUAAUGGCUCCACCACAAUACACGAAAUGGAGGAGAUGGUGCAGGUGGAGUCCUACCUGUCUGUCAGCCUUCUCUUUGCUGGGGUCAUUGCUGCUAGAGUUGGUCUUUGGGCUUUUGACCUAACUGUGACCCAGCUGAUCCAAGAAAACGUGAUCGAGUCCGAACGGGGAAUCAUCAACGGGGUGCAGAACUCCAUGAACUACCUCCUCGACCUGCUGCACUUCGUCAUGGUCAUCCUGGCGCCGAACCCGGAAGCUUUCGGCCUGUUGGUCAUCAUCUCCUUCUCCUUCGUCGCCAUGGGCCACUUGAUGUACUUCCGGUUCGCCUACAAGAACCUGGGCCUUCAGCUCUUCCUCCGGUGCUCUGUGGAGCAGAAGAAAGAGGCAGACAUUCCUUCGCUUUCCUCUGUAGUGUAGCCCGACAAGCUGACGGUGCACUUUGGACGUAGGAUGUGUAGCAAGCCUGCCAGACCUGCUCUUAGUGAUGCCUUCGCUACUCUGAGUACAUUUAUUUUAAGCGCUUAACUCUGGCUUCAUGAAUCAUUUGGCCUUUUAUCACUUACUGUCCUGUGUUUGCCAGUAUCGGGGGUAGGGAGGGACACAUAACUCGAAACAGAGACGCGGGAGUCUCAGGUGUGCACAGAUCGGCUCAGUACAUCCUCAGAUGUUUCUGUUGAUCUUAGUCAAGGUGCUAAGAGCUGAAACACCGCAAUUCACUACCACUCACACCGCAGCACCAUGUUCAUCUGAUCAGCUGCCUUUCAAAACCCCCCCCCCCCCGCAGGACAUCUGCCAAUCCACUGUUUCACCCUUGUAGUGACCAUUUAUGAAGCUCAUUGCGUUAUUCGCUAUUUAGCUGUCUCAGUAAAAGCUUUAGUGUCAUUAUAAGACUCGUUUGCGAUAGAUAAGCAUAGUAGAUGUUCUCGUUUUUAUAAGCUGCUGUUAGGGUUUAUACACAAAUAUACAAAAAUGUAUCUGUAGGUGUCUACAUGUGCUGUGAACUCAUAAUCAGUAUUGUCCCUGUAUUGUCUAGCUCUAUAGUAAGUAUAUGUUAAAAACAUUUGUCAGAAAAGCUAUGCAAAAGGCUCUUUAUGUUACCAAAGAGGGACUCCUCUGUUAAAUAGCCAGCACCAUGUUGCCUAGGCAUUCAUUCCAGAAGUCUGUGUGUGAGAAGCAAUGUUAUAUAGUAGUAAAUCUGACCAUUUAAGCACAUUUAAGCAUUGAACAGCCACGUCUCGACGUACUCCUCAGAUGUUCCAAGAAUGCUUGUGAAUCUCCUGUGAUUGUUCAGCUAGCACUUUAGGUGGUUGUACCUUAUGGCGGGUCACCUUGAGGCAUACCCAGCAAAUGCGCUACUAGUCGCUAACUGUCUGCUUCGACUCUAGGUCCGUGCAUAUUCAAAAUUCACCAAAUGCGCACACAGCACUCUGUUAAGCAGAAAGCCAUUUUUGCACUGAAAAAGGCUGCCCCCCCCAAAGAAAAGGGAUGAGGAAUGAAGUUAUCACAGUUACCUACAUGCUCUUAUCCCUUCAGCCUGCGCUUGAGUGCACCAUGCUGUGGCCAGUGAUGGUCUUACGACAAACACACGUCCUCUUUAAAAUGUGGCCCCAGCAUCCCAUCUGCUAGAGAGAAAUGACCCAGAGUGUGUGGCAUUUUCUUAAAGCAUUAUUAGUACUGGCCUCAACUCACAGUGCAUGUGAAGGUCUUAUUGCCAAGAGGUGAUAUUUUUCUUCAUAGCUGGUUGCCCGUCUGUUGGGUUUACAUUGGAUCGUGGACUUAGGUUGCCUUUUGCAAUUGUGCUGAUGCCUCAGAUUCCUCGUCCAGAUCCCACGGAAACGUGUGUCACGGUUAAACACCAGCAUUAAAGUAAGCAAAUUCUCCAGAGAAGGUUUCAAAAUGCUAAAAUUUUCCACUUGGAGGAGUUCAGGGACAAGCUCACUUUUAAAUGAAACACUGUUUUUUUGUAGUACAUUAAAAUCAGCAAAACUCAGCCAGCGAAUACAAUUUACUAUACCUGUAAAUGUUCUAGAACUGUGGGUGUCCGUUUUUGUUUUAGGAUUAAGGAAAACGUUUGUAUUUUGAACAGCUGUUUUUAUAUAUUGGAAUAGUAUUGCUGAAAACUUAGAAUAUGUUUCUCAUUUCAAAGCAUCGUGUUUAGUUUUGUGGUGUUCAUAGAACUUGUAAGUAUAAAUGUCUGAAACCCAAAAGCCAAUGAUGAUCUUAAAAAAGCUGUAAGGAAAAACUGCAAUUAUGUUCCAGUGGAUAUAAUGUUUGUUAUAUAGUAAAAACAUAAUAUUGUAACUCAAAGUUCCACAUGAAGCUGUUGAACAUACAGUUACUGCAUGUUUUGUUCUGGUUUUUUUUCUAUACGAAGUAAUAAAGAUAUAAAAUGCUAUAA